UCGUGAUCCGGGCCGCUGCUGCUGGGCCGGACCCCCCGGGCUCAGCCCGGCCCCUCGCCGAGCCGCCGCCGCCUCCCCGUUUGCUGAGGAGGAGGCCCCCGGCCGGGGCGCCGGGCGCCGGGCAUAAAACGGGCCAGAGCCGGCGCCGGGGCACUAGAGCCGCGUACGGCCCGGGUCAGCGCCCGUCCGCCCGCGCUCCUCCCGGCCGCUCCUCCCGCCCCGCCCGGCUCGGCAGCGACUCAGGCUGCCCGACGAGCCCCUCGCAGCACUGCCCGGGCCCUGGCCCCGGCCCCCUCCCGCCGUACCGCCCCCGGCCCGGCCCUCCUCCCACCUCCCUCCUCCCUCUCCUGCUCCCUCCUCCCUCCCGCCUCCCCAGCUGUCCCGUUCGCGUCAUGCCGAGCCUCCCGGCCCCGCCGGCCCCGCUGUUGCUCCUUGGGCUGCUGUUGCUCGGCUCUCGGCCGGCUCUCGGCGCCGGCCCCGAGCCCCUUGCGUUGCCCAUCCGGCCGGAGAAGGAGCCGCUGCCCAUUCGGGGGGCGACAGGCUGCUCCUUCGGCGGGAAGGUCUAUGCCUUGGACGAGACGUGGCACCCGGACCUGGGGGAGCCCUUUGGGGUGAUGCGCUGCGUGCUGUGCGCCUGCGAGGCACCUCAGUGGGGUCGCCGCGCUAGGGGCCCUGGCAGGGUCAGCUGCAAGAACAUCAAACCCAACUGCCCAACCCUGGCCUGUGGGCAGCCGCGCCAGCUGCCAGGGCACUGCUGCCAGACCUGCCCCCAGGAGCGCAGCGGUCCCGAGAGGCAGCCGACCGGCCCGGCCUUCGAGUACCCGCGGGACCCGGAGCACCGCAGCUACAGCGACCGUGGGGAGCCAGGCGCUGAAGAUCGGGCACGUGGGGACGGCCACACAGACUUCGUGGCGCUGCUGACAGGGCCGAGGUCGCAGGCCGUAGCUCGGGCGCGAGUGUCGCUGCUACGUUCUAGCCUGCGUUUCUCCAUCUCCUACCAGCGGCUGGACCGCCCUACCCGAAUCCGCUUCUCAGAUUCCACUGGCAGUGUCCUGUUUGAACACCCUGCAGCCCUCACCCAAGAUGGCCUGGUCUGUGGGGUGUGGCGGGCAGUCCCUCGGUUGUCUUUGAGGCUCCUUAGGGCAGAACAGCUGCAUGUGGCACUGAUGACACCCACUCACCCUUCUGGGGAAGUCUGGGGGCCUCUCCUCCGGCACCGGGCCCUGGCUGCAGAGACCUUCAGUGCCAUCCUGACCCUGGAAGGCCACCCACAGCAGGGUGCAGGGGGCAUCACCCUGCUCACUCUCAGUGACACAGAGGACUCCUUGCACUUUUUGCUGCUCUUCCGCGGGCUGAUGGAAUCUAGGAGUGGGGGACCAGUUCAGGUUCCCUUGCAGCUACAGAUUCUACACCAGGGGCAGCUAUUGCGAGAGCUCCAGGCCAACACCUCAGCCCAGGAACCAGGCUUCGCUGAGGUGUUGCCUAACCUGACAGCCCAGGAAAUGGACUGGCUUGUGCUGGGGGAGCUGCAGAUGGCCCUGGAGAGGGCAGGUGGGCCAGGGCUGCGCAUCAGUGGACACAUUACUGCCAGGCAGAGCUGCGAUGUCCUGCAAAGUGUCCUUUGUGGGGCUGAUGCCCUGAUGCCAGUUCAGACAGGUGCAGCAGGUUCAGCCAGCCUUACACUGCUAGGAAAUGGCUCCCUGAUCUACCAGGUGCAAGUGGUAGGUACAGGCAGUGAGGUGGUAGCCAUGACGCUGGAGACCAAGCCUCAGCGGAAGAACCAGCGUACAGUCCUGUGCCAUAUGGCUGGACUCCAGCUGGGAGGACACAUGGCCGUGGGUGUCUGCCCUGGACUGGGUGCCCGAGGGGCUCAUAUGCUGCUGCAGAAUGAGCUGUUCCUGAAUGUGGGCACGAAGGACUUCCCUGAUGGAGAGCUGCGGGGGCACGUGGCCGCCCUGCCCUACAGCGGGCACAGUGCCCGCCAUGAUUAUCCAGCACUACCUGUGCCCCUGGCAGGAGCCCUGGUGUUGCCCCCUGUGCAGAGCCAGGCAGCAGGGCAUGCCUGGCUCUCUCUGGAUACCCACUGUCACCUGCAUUAUGAAGUGCAGCUGGCUGGGCUAGGUGGCUCAGAACAGGGCACCGUCACUGCUCACCUCCUUGGGCCCCCUGGGAUGCCAGGUCCCCGGCGGUUGCUGAAGGGAUUCUAUGGCCCAGAGGCCCAGGGUGUGGUGAAGGACCUGGAGCCUGAGCUCCUGCGGCACCUGGCGCAGGGCACUGCCUCUCUGCUGAUCACCACCAAGGGCAGCCCCCGAGGGGAGCUGCGAGGGCAGGUGCACAUUGCCAACCAAUGCGAGGUGGGCGGCCUGCGCCUGGCUGGGACAGGGGCAGAAGGGAUGCGGGCACCUGGGGCUCCAGAUGCAGUGGCCGUGCUGCCCAGGCUGCCCGCUGUGCUUGGCCCAGACUCCCCUGCGCUAGCCAAAUCCGGCUCUGGGCGGCCCCUAGACUCCAACACCUGCUUCUUCGAGGGGCAGCAGCGCCCCCAUGGGGCUCGCUGGGCACCCAACUAUGACCCACUCUGCUCGCUCUGCACCUGCCAGAGACGCACUGUGAUUUGUGACCCUGUGGUGUGCCCGCCAUCCAGCUGCUUGAGCCCGGUGCAGGCACCAGACCAGUGCUGCCCUGUGUGCCCAGAGAAACAAGAUGUCAGAGGCCUGCCCGGGAUGCCAAGAAGCAGGGACCCUGGAGAGGGCUGCUAUUUUGAUGGUGACCGGAGCUGGCGGGCAGCGGGUACCCAGUGGCACCCUGUCGUUCCCCCAUUUGGCUUAAUUAAGUGUGCUGUCUGCACCUGCAAGGGGGGCACUGGAGAGGUGCACUGUGAGAAGGUGCAGUGUCCCCGGCUGGCCUGCGCCCAGCCUGUCCGCGCCAGCCCCACUGAUUGCUGCAAACAGUGUCCAGUGGGUUCAGGAGCUGACUCCCAAAUGGGGGACCCCAUGCAGGCCGAUGGGCCCCGGGGCUGCCGUUUUGCAGGGCAGUGGUUCCCAGAAAGCCAGAGCUGGCACCCCUCGGUGCCCCCGUUUGGAGAGAUGAGCUGUAUCACCUGCAGAUGUGGGGCAGGGGUGCCCCACUGUGAGCGGGAUGACUGCUCACUGCUGCUGUCGUGCGGUCCAGGGAAGGAGAAUCGCUGCUGCUCCCACUGCAUACCCCGGCGGUCAGCCCCAGAGACCAGGACAGCCCCAGAGCUGGAGAAAGAAGCUGGAGGCUCCUAGGGAGCUGCCCAAAGCCUGCAUGGCUGAGAGGAGGGGGCCGGGCUGAGGGAAGAAGUGGGUGCCCAGGAACCCUGCAUUCGCCUAUGGGAAACUCAGUGCCUUUGGCUCCUCUCUGCUGCCUCUUCUCCCUCCCCCCACUACCUCUGGGAACCACAGCUCCACAACGGGAAGGGGCAGUCAGGGCAGACCAAGGCCAUGACACUACAACUCAUGCCCUGUUCCUUCUGGCCUCUGCUUUGGAAGCCCAGCCCCUUUCUUUCUGUACAUAAUGUCACCGGCGCGUUGGGAUUUUUAAUUUAUCCUCACUCAGCACCAAGGGUCCUCCCCCCCCACUUCUCUCCUGCUGCCCCUGAGCUGAGCAGAGUCAUUAUUGGAGAUUUUUGUAUUUAUUAAAACAUUUUUUUCAGUC
This is a messenger RNA of Manis javanica (Malayan pangolin), 3675 nucleotides long. RefSeq names its product chordin (gene CHRD). Gene Ontology annotation, molecular function: BMP binding. NCBI's taxonomy places the organism in Eukaryota, Metazoa, Chordata, Mammalia, Pholidota, Manidae. Gene Ontology annotation, biological process: negative regulation of BMP signaling pathway; multicellular organism development; dorsal/ventral pattern formation. The record is from RefSeq and is a predicted model, not a curated record.